UAACCCUAUUACCUCUUGUGGCACAAGUUAGUUGCAGAAAUUUUAGCCACUGAAAAGCUCUUCCAUUCAUUCAUAUAUGGGGCUGUUUUGGCAGCAAGUGCGUGGAUUUCUGCAAAUCCCUUUCAAAUGAAUGGAUCCGAUAUUCAGUCUCGCAAAUGUCUGCGACCAAAUCCGCUGCGCGUGAAGGCGUCCUCGUGACUCAUGAUAUCGUGCUGUCUUUAUUUUACAGGCAGUGAUCUGGCUUUAGGAAUCAGGUGGGGCGACUGCUAGGGACACACCUGAUCGGACCGGUUUAGUGACAUUACAGCAAAAGUAAAUGAAAGUGAAAACAAGAAUAGAUCCAGAUCAUCUCCCGGGUUGUCACUUGGAUCUUGCAAGUAAAGUUCACCAGAGCUAUGAAGUGGCUACAAGAUUUAUACCAAAUCUUUGCUGUCGUCUCUUUAAUAGAUGCCAGUUUCUGGCCGUCAUGUGAUCGCCUGGCUUGUUAUACGAGUGGAGUGCCCGCGAGCUGUGAGUGCUGUCCUACAGAGGGCGUCAUCAACGUCACAGGUCUGCAGUAUGACCUGGACACCGUCAAAGUAAUGCAGAAUGAAGAACGUCUCAAACCCCUCGUCCUCUCCUUUCACGGGCUGACCGGCAGCGGCAAGACUUACGUCAGUCAGAUUCUGGCCAAACACUUUAAUCCAAGGGGCGCCAAGAGCAACUUUGUGCAUAACAUCGUGGCACCGGCUGUUUUUCCUCAUAAAAGUCAAGUGGAAACAUACAAGGACCAGUUGCAUGCAUGGAUCCAAGGGAACGUGUCACGUUGUGACCGCUCCAUCUUCAUAUUUGAUGACGCUGACAAAAUGCACCCAGAACUCUUACACUCCCUGAUGCCUUAUCUAGAUUAUCAUGACGAUAUUGGUGGUGUGUCUUACAGAAGGAGCGUUUUCAUCUUUGUGAGUAAUACUGGAGCAGACGUUAUCUCUGAUUUGACUUUGGAGUAUCGGAGGCAAGGAAAGAAAAGGGAGGAGAUCAAACUCUGCGACAUAGAAAAUGAAUUAUCUUCACAUUUGCUGAAAUCGAUGAAAAGUGAAUUUUAUAAAUGCGACCUUAUUAAAAGAAAAGUUAUUGACGUCAUUGUGCCCUUCCUGCCUUUGGAACUGGAGCAUGUGGAGAUGUGUGUGAGGGCAGAACUGAAGCGAAGAGGAAGAACAAUAGAUGAAGAGGUUGUUUCUAGAAUUGCCAAGGGCAUGCGAUAUUACCCCAAGGGGGAGAACAUUUUUUCUGACAAUGGCUGCAAAAAUGUGCAUAUACGAGUGACUAUUGAAUGAACUAGAGACAUUUAUUCCACUCUUCUGCCCCAAAAUGCAUUAUUUUUUGACUUUUCAAUAAAGAUAUCCUUCUAUUUGACCA
Messenger RNA from Bufo bufo (common toad), 1395 nucleotides. RefSeq names its product torsin-1A-like. Gene Ontology annotation, biological process: protein localization to nucleus; nuclear membrane organization. The record is from RefSeq and is a predicted model, not a curated record. NCBI's taxonomy places the organism in Eukaryota, Metazoa, Chordata, Amphibia, Anura, Bufonidae. Gene Ontology annotation, cellular component: nuclear envelope; endoplasmic reticulum lumen. Gene Ontology annotation, molecular function: ATP binding; kinesin binding; ATP hydrolysis activity. Bases 396 to 1313 code for a protein of 305 amino acids. The transcript is spliced from 5 exons.